Molecule: messenger RNA, 612 nt
Organism: Closterium sp. Yama58-4
Lineage: Eukaryota; Viridiplantae; Streptophyta; Zygnematophyceae; Desmidiales; Closteriaceae
Source: the annotation of a GenBank genome assembly
AUGCAGCUUGAUCAUGUGGGCAACGGCGGCAACGGCGGCAACGGCGGCCCCACCGAGCUCGAAGAGGCAGUGGGCGACGUGGGGAUCUUCAUCGAUCGGCUUGGCCUCGGCCCGUCAGCGAUGCCUGCCGCGGACUUCGUCCGCAUCGACGAAAAUCAGCCGACUUGCACCGAGCCGGGCGAGGACCCGCUGGCUACGGAGCCGCCGACCUUGCCGCCUGCCGAGAUGUGGGAGGCCCCGGCCAGCAUGCAAGUCGUCUAUGACGACGCCAAUCCGGCUUGCCGCGAGGCACGGCGCUACGCCCGCGCCGCAAGCGAGAUGCUCAUCGGCUACGCGAAGGCCACCGGCAUCACACCGCGUGACCUCUGCGCGCUGUUCGACAUCCGCAACCCCAUCAUCAGGGCCCGGAUGGAGCGCGCAAGUCCGGCGCUCAACCUGAACAGCACCCCGCCUCCCGCCAUGCCCCUGGGCGCCACCCCGCCUGCUGAGACACCUCGUCGCCGUGGGCGUGUGCUGCCGGCGUGGAUGACGGAGCCGACCCCGGAGUGGGUCACUUUGGCUCAGCAGGCGGCUCGCCCCAGGAGCUCAUCGACGGAGGAGCACCAGUUGUGA